Molecule: messenger RNA, 1147 nt
Organism: Mollisia scopiformis
Lineage: Eukaryota; Fungi; Ascomycota; Leotiomycetes; Helotiales; Mollisiaceae
Exons: 2
Coding region: 142-873 (243 amino acids)
Source: RefSeq, a predicted model, not a curated record
CUUUCCUCUCUCUCUUUUUUCAGCAGCCGCGAUUCUAAUCUGGAUGACGAGAUGCAUUGUGAAACACAAAGGUUUUCGCUGAGCCAGCUUGCCAGCCAGCCAAGAUGCAAGCCAUAAGAUUUCAGAACAUCCAUCGACAAAAUGCGGGGAAAUGUUCGAUCACCUCCUCUAUUUCCCCUUAAGCUCUCUCAUCUCCACACCUCCCUACCCCACAAUUCGACUUCGAAUGCACUCCACAGCAUAUGUACGAGUCGUGGAACAACAGUAUUUUGCUCCACAACUGCAAAGUUAUUAUUGCUGUCGUUUGUUGAGGAAGAUCUCGCCCAAUACUGCAAUGCAAACGCGGGGCACCACGAACCCAAGCCGUUUUCACAUGUCAGAAUUCUCGCUCUUGCCCCCUCCUUUUGCUGCUUCACGCCUCUCCUCUCCUCUCCUGGGCACGACAGCGUAAUACGGAGUACAGUAUUGGAAAUGCAACGAUAUUGCCUAUACGCACGCAGCAAGCAAGAUCACGCGUUCUGUUUCUGGAAACGAGGGAGAUGCAAGCAGGUAGUGAGAGAGUGGUUGGUUGGUUGGCUGGCUGACAAUCCCCUUCCUAUCACUGCAAUAAUAUACAAGCCUGCAGAAGCAAGCAGCAGCACCCUAAUCUAUCUGUCUGUCUGUCUAUCUAUCUCUACACCGACCUGUACUGUACGCCAAACCCAGCCAUCCGCCAAAAACAGCCCGAUUGGAAAAAAUCGCAGAAUGAGUUGUUCGUUCAUGCACGAAGGGGCAGGUUGCAACCAUCAGCGGGCAGAGAUGGAUCUGGGCGUCCGUUCGUCUGUCUGCAAGGUAGGCGAGGGACGGGGGAAGGGGUCCGGGGUAAGUAGGUAGCGCCUACCUAAGAACUAUACUAUAUUACUCUUUCUAGAUUGAGGAGGGAGAGAUCGUCAGGGUUCUAAGGGUGCUUGAUAGGUGGUGCGGAGCUAGGCCCUCAACAAACCUCCUCACACACACACCAUCUCGAGGAAGGAAGGAAGGGGUUGGCGGGAAGGGAGGGGAGGAGGAGAUGAUCUAGACGACGGUACGGGAACUAGUUUAGUACUCACUCACCCUGAAAGGAAACAGCAGUGAAGAGUCUAGACAAUCGCCAUAGUGGAUCCGUCCC